AUGAGUCCCAACGAAUCGAAUAGCCCAAGUAUUGUGCUUAACCCACAGAAAUUCAAGGAUCAAGUUGCCGUUGUCACUGGCUCGGCUCAGGGUAUAGGACAGGUAGUUGCUACUCUCUUCGCGGAGCAAGGUGCAAGCGUCGUUCUGGUGGAUCUCAGCAAAGAGAGGCUUCAACAGGUCGAACAAGGAUUGGUCUCGAAAGGGUUUAUUGCAUCCCAUCGAAGAUGUGACCUUACGGAUGAGAGCCAGGUACACGGGACCAUCAAUGACAUUGUACAGACACUCGGCAAGAUCGAUAUUCUCGCCCACAUAGCAGGCAUUUACCCGGCCAAGCCAUUACUAGAUGUCACAGCGGCAGAGUAUCGAAAGAUUUUCCAAGUCAACAUGGACAGUUGUUUCUUCCUCACUCAAGCAACCUUGCCACACAUGCAAAACCGGCGAUACGGACGCAUCAUCAAUACUUCGAGUCAAACAAUCGUCAAGCCCGAGCCAGGACUGGCAGUUUAUGCAGCGUCCAAGAGCGCAGUCGCAGGAUUCACAAAAGCCACAGCGACAGAAGCAGGUCCUGGUGUGACGGCUAAUUUCGUGUCACCGACAUUAAUUGCAACCGAGACAACGCUGGCCGCUCCACAUGCCAAACCACUGUUUGCAAAGAUUUUGAAUCAGCAGUAUGUGAAAAGGACUGGGCUACCGGAGGAUGUGGCACAUGCUAUCAUGUACAUCGCCAGUCCUGAAGCAGAGUUCAUCACCGGCCAGAUGUUUGACAUCGGGGGAGGGUCUUUCUUUCAUUGA
Exophiala aquamarina CBS 119918 is the source of this 792-nucleotide messenger RNA. RefSeq lists its product as uncharacterized. The record is from RefSeq and is a predicted model, not a curated record. Lineage: Eukaryota; Fungi; Ascomycota; Eurotiomycetes; Chaetothyriales; Herpotrichiellaceae. Gene Ontology annotation, molecular function: oxidoreductase activity. The coding region runs from base 1 to 792 and encodes 263 amino acids. The transcript has a single exon.